This is a messenger RNA of Macrobrachium nipponense, 980 nucleotides long. RefSeq lists its product as uncharacterized. NCBI's taxonomy places the organism in Eukaryota, Metazoa, Arthropoda, Malacostraca, Decapoda, Palaemonidae. Bases 292 to 660 code for a protein of 122 amino acids. The record is from RefSeq and is a predicted model, not a curated record. The transcript has 4 exons.
GCCUUCACUCGCAGCGAGGCUGGUGGGUCGUCGGAUAGCUACGCCACAAACGAUCGUACGCAGCGAACACUUACCAACGAACGAAAAGUAUAGUUUGUUUCGUAAAAGACUAGAUUACACCAAAAUGACAAUCCAACUCGCCGCCAUUGCUACGUCAGGAGGACUCGCGGUGACUGCGUCGGCCCUAGGAACCACUCUGUUAGGAUUUUUCCUUCUGCUGAGUAACAUCAUGGCUGGCAAGAGGAGAAAGAGAGACACCUUAACCGCCCCCAGCAAAUUGAAGAGGAACAGAUGGUCAAGACGAUGAUGUACAAGGUGCUGAAUGAAUUGGACCUUUAUGACUGCACAGCACUUGCUCUCUGCGAUGCCAUCGCCCUCCCAGAUAGAGAGAGAUCUCCUGUCCAGUCUUCACUAGUUAACAUGCUCAGUCCCCAGUCCGGCGCCCCAAUGGAUUGGGCAAACGUCAGUGACCCCAGUGCCAAGUACCAGUACGCUGCUUUCAUGGGCCUAUGGACUUCGGUGACCAACAGGGGUACUACGUGCCGCCAGGUGUUCUCUCGGUGCCCUUACCCACCUUCUGAGAUUCUCGGUUUCAUGGCAAACACAGACGUCUUGCCAUGUCAGAGUUAUUUGAAAAAUAUGGAUGUUGUUAAAAACUAGAUGUUUCUGCUCUCUUGUGAUUCAGGUUUGAAUAUACGAGGUAUAUAAUAUUUAGUGGUUAAUACUAAGUUAAGUGAAGGUUCCCCCUCAUCUCUUUUACGUCAUGUACUAUACUCGAUCAUACAGAAGGCCAAAGAUUUUCUUGUAAUCCUUUUUUGUACUCUACAUGUUAUGAAGAACUUGUCACAAAACGGAUUGUGAUUAUGGACUAAUUUUAGGUUUUCAAAGCUAACUGAUUAGAGAAACAGCUGGGACAAAAGCCCAUCACUGCAAUAAUUUCUAAAAUGAUGACUGCCUUGUCCGUAUAUCAUACAUCGACU